AUGCAGAAUAUCUUCCCCGGGUCUGGUAACAGGGAGGUCACCGAUGGUCCCGACGAGAGUGGUGUCGCCGGAGGGUGGGUGUUGGCCCAAGUGGGCAGGAGGAUGCCUGGCCUGGCAGGUGAGGAAGUGAGCACAACGCAGCCCAAAGGGCUUGGCUAUGAAAAGGGCCAAGAAAGGAGGAUGGCCAAUGGGCAGGAAGCCGAUGGGCGAGGGAAGUCUGGCCAGAACCGCAGGCGGCAUUUAAGGCACUCCCCAAAGUGGGGCAGGUUAAUGGCAGGGAAUGAGGCCUGUGGAGGUUACUUCUCUGCGGGAGUGAAGUGUGCUUCUGAGGCCCUUGAAAAUGAGUCUCUCGUUGCUUCCUACGUGGUCACAUCUGCCACCGUGGCUUCCAGUGCCAUUUUCGAUGAUGCAACACCAGCAAGAAGGGAGGGAGCGCGGGCAAGGUGUAGUGAGAAAUCCACAAACCAAGACACGCCCACACCCAUCGUCUCUACUCGCGUCUCGGGCUUUAGGUGUCCGUGCGGCUUUCGCGGGAUUCCCCCCGCAGGGGCUGAGCGGCCCGUCGUCGGCCUCGAUGCCCUCGGGCGCGCGCGGCGGGGGCCGCGGCUGGAAAGGAGCGCCUCCCGCCCGUCCGGGGCCUUCCGCGGCGGCGCCCCUAACGUUGACUCCGGAAGAGGAGCCGGGGCCGCCCGCGGCAGCCCCCACUCUCCACCGCCGGGAGUCCGAGGAGGGAGGAGCUUGGUGGGGUUGGCGAAAAGGACCGGUCCCGUACCUGCGCUAAGACGUGUUUGUAAUCCAAUGGACACACAGAAAUGCACUGAGGAAAAAAGUCGCAAAGGUCGCGUGAAAUGCCGGGAAGUUAGACAUGAGGCAACGAGAAGAAGACUGUUCUGCAAGGGUUGCGUAACACUUCCGCAUCAUGGGGAGAGUGACCUGUGCUAUAGUGAAGUGCACUUAAGGAGAAUGAAGGAAACCAAGGAUUGCAUUUGCACACCCCACUGCAACCCUAGCAGAAGUAGAAGUAUAGAAGAAUGUGAAGAAGAAAAAGGAGACUUCAGAAAUGGGAUGAUGACUGAAUGCCAUAGGUAUUUGGAACUUCAGAAAAAAGUGCUAUGGGGGCACCUGGGUGGCUCGGUCGGUUGAGCGUCCGACUUCAGCUCAGGUCAUGAU
Messenger RNA from Puma concolor (puma), 1170 nucleotides. The record is from RefSeq and is a predicted model, not a curated record. Lineage: Eukaryota; Metazoa; Chordata; Mammalia; Carnivora; Felidae.